This is a messenger RNA of Glarea lozoyensis ATCC 20868, 252 nucleotides long. RefSeq lists its product as uncharacterized. Lineage: Eukaryota; Fungi; Ascomycota; Leotiomycetes; Helotiales; Helotiaceae. Bases 1 to 252 code for a protein of 83 amino acids. The transcript has a single exon. The record is from RefSeq and is a predicted model, not a curated record.
AUGGCACCAACUACUUUCUCAAAGCAAAGCAUUCGCUUCAGUCGCGGAGGCUACAAUGGUCCCUCCUCUUCCUCCGAAGACGAGGAUAACUACCAUCCUUCCGCGCCUGUGAAUUUCAACAAGGGAAUCAACACUCUCCACGGCGAUAACGAUGAUGAGGAAGAGGAUGGACGGGGAGGGUAUAAUAAGGGUGGCAAGAAUAAGCGGGGGGAUGAUGAUGAGGAGGAGGAUGGACGGGGAGGGUAUAAUUAA